This is a messenger RNA of Lizanozyma spartinae, 1257 nucleotides long. RefSeq lists its product as uncharacterized. The transcript is spliced from 2 exons. Gene Ontology annotation, cellular component: actin cortical patch. The record is from RefSeq and is a predicted model, not a curated record. Gene Ontology annotation, molecular function: actin filament binding; phosphatidylinositol binding. Gene Ontology annotation, biological process: actin filament bundle assembly; actin cortical patch localization. The coding region runs from base 1 to 1257 and encodes 418 amino acids. Lineage: Eukaryota; Fungi; Ascomycota; Pichiomycetes; Serinales; Debaryomycetaceae.
AUGGGUAUCAAUAAUCCUAUUCCGAGAAACUUGAAUAGUGAAUCAAGAAAGGCUGCUAAGAUCCUUGCGUCGUUUAUAAAGCCUAACCAAAUUGCUGGGGCAGAUAAGGUCAUUCCUCCACAUGUACUUAAGAAGGCAAAGGGUUUAGCCAUCUUGACGGUUUUAAAAGCUGGUUUUCUUUUCUCCGGUAGAGCUGGGUCCGGUGUGAUUGUUGCUCGUUUACCGGAUGGUAGUUGGUCUGCUCCUUCAGCCAUUGCUACUGCUGGAGCAGGUGUUGGUGGACAAAUUGGUGCUGAGUUGACGGAUUUUAUCUUUAUCUUGAAUACGCAAGCAGCCGUUGAUACUUUUGCUCAACUAGGUUCCGUCACCUUAGGUACAAAUGUAUCUAUUGCUGCUGGACCGUUAGGUAGAAAUGCUGAAGCAGCCGGUACAGCCUCAUUUAAAUCCGUUUCUGCUGUUUUCUCUUACUCCAAAACUAAAGGGUUAUUUGCUGGGGUUUCUCUUGAAGGCUCAGCCAUCGUGGAAAGAAGAGAGGCGAACCGCAAGUUUUAUGGUAACAAUUGUAAGGCCAGACAAGUUUUACUGGGACAAGUUGAAAUCCCCCCAGGAUGUGAGCCAUUGAUGAGAGUUUUAGAAAGCAAAGUGUUCAAUAAUUCUGUUCCUUACAAUGAAGACUAUGAUGAUGAUGAUUACUAUGAUGAUAUUCCGACGACAUUUUCAGAUGAUACUAGUGCUGGUAGUCGCUCUUCAAGACGAGGUGGAAGAGGAAGAGACAGAAGAGGAAGUAAUGCUAGAUAUGAUACUUAUGAUGAUUUUAGUGACGACGAUGAUGAUGAUGAUUAUGGUACUGGUGGACGUCGUCGUAGAUCCAAUAGUGGUCGCCAAAACAAUAGUAAUGCUCCACCUCGAUAUUCAAGUAUAAAUGGAGGAGGAUCAAGACAAUCCACAUGGGAAGACGAUAUAUAUGACCGUUCCCCAAGACAUGGAGGAGGUACUAAUAGUUCACUGAAUACUUCUGCUCCUCCAUCCAGACCUCCAACGUCACUGAAACCCAAUUUUGGUAAUAGUAUAAAGACCAAUGCUAACCAGGCAAUUGCAUUGUAUACAUUCAAAGGUGAACGUGAUGGAGAUUUACCAUUCAAGAAGGGAGACGUCAUUGAUAUUAUCCAAAAGACCGGAACAAGCGAUGAUUGGUGGGUUGGUCGUAACAACGGUGUACAAGGAAUGUUCCCUGCCAACUAUGUUGAAUUAAUUUAG